Messenger RNA from Leishmania braziliensis MHOM/BR/75/M2904, 2016 nucleotides. RefSeq lists its product as hypothetical. The coding region runs from base 1 to 2016 and encodes 671 amino acids. The record is from RefSeq and is a predicted model, not a curated record. The transcript has a single exon. Lineage: Eukaryota; Euglenozoa; Kinetoplastea; Trypanosomatida; Trypanosomatidae. Gene Ontology annotation, cellular component: nucleus.
AUGCCGAAGCGUCACCGCCAACCGGAGCCGAUUGACAUCGACAGCACGGCUCACCACCGGAGCAACCAAGAGCAUGGCGGCAUAGGAUCGCGUAGCAGUGAUGCAAACCUGAACUCGAUGGCUCUGCGGACCUCAUCCACUUCUGCCGCUUCAGCUACUGCUGCUAUUCAGCGAGCCGAGCCUGCUUACUCUCCAGUUGAGGUGAGGCUGGGCGAGAAGACCUGCAAGAGAGCCACGGACUUCCCUGCCACGUCCGAGUUGUUAGUGCGACACCACCGACGACUCAAGGCGCACACUGAGCUUCGCUACCUUUCAUCCGACAAGUUCGGUCAGCCUGUCAACGGUGACGACAGUGCAGUAGAGGCGCCACCGAGCUCACACCCGAGGCGCCGUGCGCUAGUGCCGGGUACGGUUUCCUUCCCAUCUCUUCCAGAUCGCCCUUCUUCACCUGCAUCAGAAGGCGCCGAUCUUGUAAGUCGCGAUGACGAGAAAGAUGAUGGCAUCGACUUCAGUUCCAGCGACUACGUGGGGGGUGACGGUAGCCAACCUAGCAGUGGUGACUCUGCGCUUGAUGGUGGAAGCAAGGGCGACAGCGCUGUGGGGGAAAAAGGGACGGAGCGGCAUCAGCUACGGAAGUCCGUGGCUGCUGCCGCUGUUGCUGCCCAGCGACGCCAGAAGGUAUGCGACGGCGAUGAAGACAGCAGCGAUGAAAGUGACGACAGUGGCGGGGAAGAUGAGGUGCUCGACGAUAGCAGUCCGCUGGGCAGCAGCGGCGAUGAUGUGGGGAACUCCUCUGAUAUGGAUGUGGAGAGUGAGUCGGACAGUGACAUGUCGGACUUUGACAGGGAGCAGGGUAGCCAUGAGGAGAGCGGGGAGGAAGACGACAACUCGACUGGUGGUGUUUGGGGCACGAGCCGUCGCGGCGGUGCCGUUGGGCCGGGCAGCAACGAAUAUGACGACGACGAUGACAGCGACGAUGGUCUCGUGACUGUUGACUUUGGCGUGUUUGACAUGAAAGCGUCGGACGUCGAUGGCCUUCUCCACCUGAUGGACCAGCUCUGCCCCGACAAAAUGAACGAGGUGGACCGUGAUGAGCUGGGGUUGGCGUUGCGCGAGAGUCCCUUCACCAGCGUCGUGCGUUUGCAGAACAACGGCGAAGACGCCACCGGGGAGGAGGAGCAAGAGUUCUAUGGCCUCUCCUCUGUGCUGGACGUCGCGCACGGGCUGACGCUCUACCCCGCGGCGCUGCGUCCGCUCUGCGAGCUGUUGCAGCAGCGCGUGUGGCGGCAGGCGGCCUCGGGUAUUCCGCCAACAGACAUCUUGACGAGCGUCGUGGACGGCGGCCGCGUCGCGUCGUCGCGCGCCAAGUGCCUUCUGCUCGUUUCCGAAUACAUCCGCAACGUCCCGCUAGAGCUGACCGUGCAGAUUCUCGAGGAUGUACUUGAUCGCCUAGAUGCUGCCGGCCAACGGGAGGGAAAGAAGAGCUCGGUGCAGACGGCCGAGGAGGCCAUGGCUACACACGAGCAUCCCAUCUUCGCUGCCCACCCAAGCAUGUUUGCUGUUCUGGCGAAGGUGCAGCGUGCUACCGAUGCGCCGGUGACACUGCCGAAGCAUGCCGUGCCUCUCUUACCUGGCCACGGCGCUGGAGGGGCUGGUAGCGGUGACAACGUAGCCGCCGCAGUCCACCGGAAGGAUCACAACGGUAGAAGCCGCAACACGAAAAAGAGGAGUGAGGGUGCUGGUGCAGGUGGCCGCAGCAGUGCGAUGGGUGCCCCUGAGUCCCCACUAGACCUUAGGCACUACAUCUUCUGGCGCGAAGAGGACAGCAUUCUCUACGAGUUCCGCGACAAGCGAGUUGCUGCACUCGUCUAUCGCUGCCGCUCACAGUACGACGGCCAGCCGGAGCACGAAAUACCGCUUUCCAUCCUCUUCGUGCUUCAGUACGGUGCUGCGCGGCAGGCGGUGGACGAGAUGCGCCGGCGACAAACAGUCAACGCAGCAGUGGAGCGAUACUGA